AUGUCGACCGAGUUCAUCUCCUUCCUCGGGCCCACGGCCUCGCUGGCCGCCUAUGACCCCACCAAGCCUGCCGCCAAGCAAGAAUCCAAGGACAUCCCAACCGCCUUCAAAGACGCCAUGACGGUGCGCCAGCGCGUCUUCGUUGAGGAGCAAGGCGUAGCGUUGGAGAACGAGUUCGACGGCGACGACCCGCGCUGCUACCACUGGGUCGUGUACGCCUCGGUCGGCACCACCAACGGCCACAGCAACGGCGCGAACAGCUCUUCGUCUGACCCGCUCGAUGACCCCGCUGCCCCCGCCCGCCGCAACAGCACUGCUAACCGCGUCGCCGUUGGCACGAUCCGCCUUGUCCCGCCGCCUCACCCCGCUCACCCCGCACCUUCAGACCACCACAAGUUCGACAACAGCCUGCACGCGCCGCCGACCAUCUGCUCCGGCAACGGGCACGACCAACUUCGCCGCAACAGCGACGGAAGCGCGGACGGCAGCACCGCUAAGCCUGUCGAACCCUACAUCAAGCUCGGCCGCAUGGCCAUCCUGCCUGCGUACCGCAAGCUCGGCCUCGCUGCACUGCUGGUGCGCACGGCGCUCGAGUGGGCGCGCCAGAACGCAAACGAGGUGCUGUCACCGCCGCCGCCCGAGGCCGUCGAGCUGGCGCGCGUCGAGGGCCGCGAAUCCGAGCUUGAGGCCUGGCGUGGCUUGUGCCUUGUGCAUGCGCAGGCGGCGAUUGAGCGCUGGUGGACCAAGUUUGGGUUUGUCACAGAUCAGUCGAUGGGUGUAUGGGACGAGGAGGGAAUUGACCAUGUCGGGAUGUGGUUGAGGGUGAAGGUUAAGGAGUAA
Messenger RNA from Aplosporella prunicola CBS 121167, 840 nucleotides. RefSeq lists its product as uncharacterized. The coding region runs from base 1 to 840 and encodes 279 amino acids. The record is from RefSeq and is a predicted model, not a curated record. Lineage: Eukaryota; Fungi; Ascomycota; Dothideomycetes; Botryosphaeriales; Aplosporellaceae. The transcript has a single exon. Gene Ontology annotation, molecular function: acyltransferase activity, transferring groups other than amino-acyl groups.